Molecule: messenger RNA, 626 nt
Organism: Musa acuminata subsp. malaccensis (wild Malaysian banana)
Lineage: Eukaryota; Viridiplantae; Streptophyta; Magnoliopsida; Zingiberales; Musaceae
Source: RefSeq, a predicted model, not a curated record
UCUCCCAUCUAUUUCUCUACCUCGUGUUGUAGCAUUGGUUGCGAGGAGCCAGGAACAAUGGGGCGCAGCUCUCAAUCUCCCCUUGUCUUCCUUCUCCUUGUCAUCAUCCUCUCCACCCCAACGGCAACUGUUGCUUCUCGUUUCCUGCGGCCACCAAGACAAGAACUUGUGAAGCUGAACGGGCUUCAAGGAUUGGAGCAUGCAGAAGGACCGGAGGAAGAGGAUGCUUGGAAUCUCAUGGGAACGGAAGAGUGUCAGGACGGAAACGAAGAAUGCCUAAAGAGGAGAGAGAUGACUGAGGCCCAUUUGGACUAUAUUUACACGCAACACCACACUAAGCCGUAGAAAAGGAAAGCAAGAAGGAAGCAAAGCAAGGAUGCGUUGUGAUGGGCUCUCAGAAAAGUUGCUUAAGGUAUCUAGGGUUCUUGAGAUCCCAUCUCUCACCUAACGAGUCAUAUAUACCCGAGGGGGAAUGAUAGAAGCAUCAGGUGGCAUUUAGUGUUAUAGAAAGAUGUUUUGUAUGGAUCUGUUGCCAUGUAAUGUCUGUGACGGCAUGACCUGAGCUAACACCAUUUUAAUAUAUAAAUAUAAAUAGUGGCAUCUAAUGUCAUAUGCUUUCCGUGUUU